Messenger RNA from Saccostrea echinata, 705 nucleotides. RefSeq names its product NADH dehydrogenase [ubiquinone] 1 beta subcomplex subunit 9-like. NCBI's taxonomy places the organism in Eukaryota, Metazoa, Mollusca, Bivalvia, Ostreida, Ostreidae. The record is from RefSeq and is a predicted model, not a curated record. The transcript has 4 exons. Gene Ontology annotation, biological process: mitochondrial electron transport, NADH to ubiquinone. Bases 33 to 530 code for a protein of 165 amino acids.
UAAGAGAUCGGGAUCGGAAGUCAACACCAAAAAUGACGACCGUGUCGAAUGUUGCAGCCGCAAGGAUCCCGCGGCAUCUGCAAUUUACAUACCUUUCACAUGGACAGAGGGUAUUAAGAUACUACAAAAAGGCAUGUCGAAACUACGAAGCAAAUGCUGGAACAUUACUUGAUGCCAAGAUGUCCAGAAUUGAACUGAGAGCAAAAAUUGAUGCCAAUAAAGAUGAAAAAGAUUACGUUAAAGCUGCAAAAAUGUUAGAAGAAGCAGAGGCAGACAUGCUCACAAAAUGGAUUUUUCCAAAAAAAAAUUUUUCUCCUGGUGGAACAUGCUAUGGAAGAUACAUUUAUUUCCCAGACUAUGUAGUAGAUGCAUGGCAUGGUUUAGAAAAGGCCCAAUAUCCUAAGUACUUUGCUACAAGAGAAAUCAGGAAAUUGGAGUACAUUCUUUGGUGGCAGAAGAAAUAUGGAAUGGGAGAGGGAGCGGAGGAGACAGUAACACAAGAGACGACACAGAAGGAAGCAGCCCAGUAGACAGAGCGAUUAUAUUUAUUUGUGCAGCGUUACAAUGACGUUUUAGAGAGAUUUUUGCUUUGAUUCUCUAUGUACUGUGAGAGAAAUUGAAGAUAUAAGUUUUUAUUUCUGUUAAAAUGAUGUAGAAACUUAUUUAAAAACUUUUUUUUAUGAAAAUAAACUGAUCUGAAAUUGA